AUGAGUGACAUGGGUUUGCUCAAGUGCUUCCUUAGUAUUGAAAUUCACCAAAGUGAAGAUGGAGUGUUCAUUUCUCAAAGCAAGUAUGCCGAGAAAAUGUUGAAAAAGUUUGGUAUGCUUGGUUGUAAUCCUACAUCAACACCACUCACAGUAAAUGAGAAGCUCAGGAAGGAUGAUGGAGGAAGAAAAAUUGAUGAGACUUACUAUAGAGGUCUUAUUGGAAACUUGUUGUAUCUUACCUAUACAAGACCGGAUAUUAUGUUUGCUUCAAGUAUACUUUCUAGGUUCAUGAGUUCACCUAGUCAUCUACAUCUUGGCGCGGAAAAGAGGUUGUUAAGGUACAUACAAGGAACUAUGAAUUUUGGGAUCAAGUAUUCUAUAAAUUCAAUUGUCAAAUUGAUUGGAUAUUGUGAUAGUGACUUGGAAGGUUGUAUUGAUGAUAUGAAGAGUACGUUGGGGUAUGAUUUUUCUCUUGGUUCGGGUAUAUUUUCUUGGGCAUCAAAGAAGCAACAAACAGUAGCUCAAUCUACAGCGGAAGCGGAGUACAUUUCGGCAUCAAUAGCUACAUCUCAUAUCGUAUGGAUAAGAAGAAUUUUGGAAGAUAUCCAAGAGAAGCAAAAAGGUAGAACUGAAUUUUUUGCGAUAACAAAUCAGCAAUAG
This is a messenger RNA of Papaver somniferum (opium poppy), 660 nucleotides long. RefSeq lists its product as uncharacterized. The transcript has a single exon. The coding region runs from base 1 to 660 and encodes 219 amino acids. Lineage: Eukaryota; Viridiplantae; Streptophyta; Magnoliopsida; Ranunculales; Papaveraceae. The record is from RefSeq and is a predicted model, not a curated record.